Molecule: messenger RNA, 834 nt
Organism: Haemonchus placei
Lineage: Eukaryota; Metazoa; Nematoda; Chromadorea; Rhabditida; Trichostrongylidae
Source: the annotation of a GenBank genome assembly
AUGACUCGACAUGGGAAAAAUUGUACAGCUUCAUCGGUUUAUUCAUAUCAUGAGCGAAAGCGUGACGCUAAAGUCAGUGGAUAUGGUACACUUCAUGCACGUUUGGGAGCUGAUUCCAUUAAAGAAUUCGAUUGUUGUUCCCUCACACUGCAACCCUGCAAGAACCCUGUGAUAACUCCUGGCGGAUACCUCUUUGAUCGCGAAGCGAUUUUGGAGUAUAUCCUAGCACAAAAGAAAGAAAUAGCCAAACGGACUAAGGAAUGGGAAAAACAGAAUGCAUUAAACGAGGAAGAACAGAAGAAGAAAAGGCCUGGAAGUGCUAUCACGGUUCAACCCCCUCAGAAAGUGAAAGCUCUUGGAAUUGAGGGCGAUAUUUCGAAUAUGAAAGGCGAAAGGAGUAAGCAGUUGCCCAGUUUUUGGAUACCCGAAUUAAAUCCCACCGCGAACGCGUCAAAGCUGGAAAAACCGUCCCAAAAAGUGUUGUGUCCCCUGUCCGGGAAACCGUUGAAGAUGAAGGAUCUUAUGGAAGUAAAAUUCACUUUGAUGCCUCCCGAUGAUGAUGAAAAGAAGAGUAUUAUUGCAGUUCGAUAUAUGUGUGCUGUUACCCAUGAUGCACUUACCAAUACCACGAGAUGCGCCUAUCUGAAGAAAUCGAAGGCGGUGGUUACGUGGGAUGUUGUGGAGAAAUUAAUACGGAAAGAUUGGCUGGAUCCAGUAAAUGGUGAAAAAAUGACAGAGGAUGACAUUAUUGAACUACAGAGAGGAGGUACUGGUUAUGCAGCUACGAAUGAAGUGAAGGCAAAAUUGAUUCGGCCGCAAUUAGAAUUACAAUGA